AUGGGGGAGUUGAUGGUCCGAGCGCAAAAGUACAUCAACUUGGAAGAGAUGAUGGACAAUAGGGGAACCCGCAUUGAGUUGAAGAGAAAAGGGAAUAGUCGGGAAAUGGGCGAAUCCUCCAGGUCUUCGAAAAGGCAUGAGAUCGCAACGCUGCUCGCCAACCCUAACAUGAGACGGCAAUCCAGUAAGUUCUCCACCUACACACCUCUAAAUAUACCACAUUCUGAAGUACUGAUGCAGAUAAGAAAAAAAGAUUAUGUCUCGUGGCCCGAACCCAUGCAAACUCCCUUGCAUAAACAAAACAUGUCUAAGUUUUGCCAGUUCCACAAGGAUCACGGGCACGACACAAAGGAGUGUAUUCAGCUGAGAAACAAAAUUGAAGCCUUAAUAAAAAGGGGAUACCUAUCAAGGUUUAUCAAAAAAGAAGAUCCACUGAGGGAACCUCGUGAGCAAAAGAGACCCAACGCAAACGACAAGGAAGAACAAGUCAUAGGGGAAAUUGCAGUGAUCUUCGGAGGAUCUGUUAGUGGAGGAGACAGCAGAGGAGCUCGCAAAAGGUACGCAAAACAGGUGCUCUCGGUGGAAAAAGGGGAACCAAAUAGCAAAAGAAACAGACAAGGUGAAGAUAUCAUCUUUGACAGUCGAGAUGAAGAAGGGGUACAACAACCACAUGAUGACGCAUUGGUACUCUCCUUGUUGGUGGCGAACUACAAAGUCAGUACUGAAAGGGAUGAAAAUUGGAAAGGAAAGACUCAAACCAAUCACAACUCCCCUGGUUGGGUUUGGUGGAGAUGUGGUUCAUCCCGUAGGGACAAUCACGCUACCUGUGACCAUAGGGACGACCCCACAGCUAGUUACUUCAUUGAUAGAGUUCUUAGUGGUUGA
Messenger RNA from Malania oleifera, 885 nucleotides. RefSeq lists its product as uncharacterized. The transcript has 2 exons. Bases 1 to 885 code for a protein of 294 amino acids. The record is from RefSeq and is a predicted model, not a curated record. NCBI's taxonomy places the organism in Eukaryota, Viridiplantae, Streptophyta, Magnoliopsida, Santalales, Ximeniaceae.